GGAAUGUGAAGGGGUGGGUGGCAGAGGUCUUAUGGUGAAUUGGCUACAUUUGCAGGGAAGGCUGGUUCACUGACGUAGGCUGGUCUGAUAAAUCAGGUGGAUCUUGGGGACAGUGAGACUCCCGCUGAUUUACUGUGUCUUGGGGAGAAGGCACCUGCGUGGGGCUGGGGAUUCAGAAAACAUAUGGGUACACUCUGGGCCCUUAAGGAAGACUGUUCUAAGGAUUCCUGCUAAGCUUCCUGUGCCCAGAAAUACCUCCCCCUGGUCGCUGAGGACCCAGCCUCUCAUGGACCUCUGAGUCCUGAGGAACUUUGGGCCUGAGUAUCUUAGGGAAUCAAAUGACCCUCAGGCUGAGAAGCAGGCUCUCCUGCCUGCUCCCAGUUCCUCUGACUCCUCUCUCUCCCUCAGACCCCACCCAGCGCUGAGAUCUGCCCAUCCCUGUCCCAAACACUCCCCUGGUGUGGCCUGGAAGCCUAUGCCAAGCAAGGGCUGCAAAACAAAGUCCCCAUUCUGAGCCGAGAGGGGAAAACAGUAAACAAGUGGAGCAGGCCGGCCGGCACAGCACGGGUGGGGGAUCUUUCCCCGGUUAGCUGAUGUGGAAUGUCAGAGGCUGAAAGGAAAGUCGGAGCCACAAGAGGCCGGCCUUCGUGGGGAGUAAUUCACAGAGCUACUACCAGGGCAGGGGAUUAGGAGCGGUGCCUGCCAGCCCAGUGGGUAUGAUGUGUUAUUGUCGAAAACACCACGUGAAAUCCUUGUUUGUAUCGGCCCCUGAGCAUGCUGCUAAUUUCGAGGAAUUAAACUAAUGCCGUACGUGGCUCCACAGAGAAUCGGAGGGAAUUACAGCCUGGAGUGUGAGACCUAUGAGAAGUGCUGCCCCAACGUGUGCGGGACCAAGAGCUGUGUGGCAGCCCGCUACAUGGACGUGAAAGGGAAGAAGGGCCCGGUGGGCAUGCCCAAGGAGGCCACGUGUGACCACUUUAUGUGUCUGCAGCAGGGCUCUGAGUGUGACAUCUGGGACGGCCAACCCGUGUGUAAGUGCAAAGAUCGCUGUGAGAAGGAGCCCAGUUUUACCUGUGCCUCGGACGGCCUCACCUACUAUAACCGCUGCUACAUGGACGCCGAGGCCUGCUCCAAGGGCAUCACGCUGGCCGUUGUCACCUGUCGCUAUCACUUCACCUGGCCCAACACGAGCCCCCCACCCCCUGAGACCACUGUGCACCCCACCACGGCUUUUCUGGAGACCCCUGGGCUGGACAUGGCGGCCCCAGCUUUGCUCAACCACCCUGUGCACCAGUCGGUUACCGUGGGCGAGACGGUGAGCUUCCUCUGUGACGUGGUGGGCAGGCCCCGGCCUGAGAUCACCUGGGAGAAGCAGCUGGAGGAUCGGGAGAAUGUGGUCAUGAGGCCCAACCAUGUGCGUGGCAACGUGGUGGUCACCAACAUUGCCCAGCUGGUCAUCUACAACGCCCAGCUCCAGGAUGCCGGCAUCUAUACCUGCACGGCCCGGAAUGCUGCUGGAGUCCUACGCGCUGACUUCCCGCUGUCGGUGGUCAGGGCAGGGCAGGCUGCAGCCACCGCGGAGAGCAGCCCCAAUGGCACGGCUUUCCCCGUGGCCGAGUGCCUGAAGCCCCCCGACAGUGAGGACUGCGGUGAGGAGCAGACACGCUGGCACUUCGACACCCAGGCCAACAACUGCCUCACCUUCACCUUUGGCCACUGUCACCGCAACCGCAACCACUUUGAGACCUAUGAGGCCUGCAUGCUGGCCUGCAUGAGUGGGCCGCUGGCCGUGUGCAGCCUGCCCACCCUGCAGGGGCCCUGUAAGGCCUACGCGCCACGCUGGGCCUACAACAGCCAGACGGGCCAGUGCCAGUCCUUUGUCUACGGCGGUUGUGAGGGCAACGGCAACAACUUUGAGAGCCGUGAGGCCUGCGAGGAGUCCUGUCCCUUCCCUCGGGGGAACCAGCACUGCCGGGCCUGCAAGCCAAGGCAGAAGCUCGUGACCAGUUUCUGUCGGAGCGACUUUGUCAUCUUGGGCCGCGUCUCCGAGCUGACCGAGGAGCCCGACUCGGGUCGUGCCCUGGUGACUGUGGACGAGGUCCUGAAGGAUGAGAAGAUGGGCCUCAAGUUCCUGGGCCGGGAGCCACUAGAGAUCACUCUGCUCCAUGUGGACUGGACCUGCCCCUGCCCCAACGUGACGGUGGGAGAGACGCCGCUCAUCAUCAUGGGGGAGGUGGAUGGCGGCAUGGCCAUGCUGCGGCCCGAUAGCUUCGUGGGAGCGUCCAGUACCCGGCGGGUUAGGAAGCUGCGCGAGGUGGUGCACAAGAAGACCUGCGACGUCCUCAAGGAGUUCCUGGGCUCACACUGAAGCCCCCCCCCUCCCACCCCACCCCUUCCCUGGCCCUCUCUCCUGCCUAUCUACCCUGACACCCCUCAGUUAACAAACUGGGCAAGCUCAGAUUCGACAGUCUUAGGCCGGCAGAGACCCAUAAUCCGGGCAUCAGGAAAAAGCCACCAGAAAGUCUUAGACCAACUUCUACUCUUUGGGUUCAAUAAGGGGUCCGUAUCUUUUUAGCUGAGGGGCACAAAAGGAGACGUCCAUAGACACCUGCAAGUUAUUCCUGAUGACCAACCAGUCUGCUGGGGCAUUAUUAUCCUCUCUUUGCUGGCCACCUCUCUCCCCUGGCUCUCCCAGCCAGCUACCCCCAGCCAGUCUCCCAGCCAGUGUUCUAGACAGUGGUGGCUGCAAGGUGGUCACAGGAAUCAUGGAAUGAAUUGCUUUGCAAAAGGCGUAGGUGGGGAGAGAAAGGAGGGUCCAGGGACUCAUCAGACAGAUUCCCCAUGGCCCCCUAGACCACUGUGAGCAGAGACAGCUCCGUGUUCAGGGUGGUGGGAAUUGGGGAGCAGGAGGCAUGGUCCAGCCCAGCACACAACGUGCCCUGAGUGGAGGCAGCUGGGCAGGUACCCUUGGGUGGUGGUCAGCCUGAGCUUCGGUCAAGUUAGCCCAGCGGCCUCUGAAGCCACCACGGCACCAAGAGAAAACAUUUUUCUUAUGUUUCAUCUUUUUGGCUUUAUUGGUUUAUUGAUUGUUGAUUUUUUUUAUUCAGUUCUGUUCAGUCCAACUCAACGGACAUUUUUCUGAACAUGUACUGGGUGCCAGGUGUUAGGACCACAGAGAGCUGUUAGUCACUGCCCAGCUCCUAGUGACUGAACACAAAUGUCCAGAUCCCGGUGUUCCCAGGAAGAGGACCCUUGGCUGACCCUCCCAGCUGUCAGAUGGUCCCUUUUGACAGUGUGCUUUCAUCUGCCACUGGCUUCCUUGGACAUAAAGCAGAUAGAAGCCCCAGGAUCUGUUUUGGUAGGAAGAGAAAGAAAGGGAGAGGGAAAGCAGGCAGAGAAGGGGUUGGUGGAGGAAUGAAAACUGGAGGCAGGCUUGGGCAGGGAAGGCGUGCUGCUCAAUGCUCCCACCUGGUGGUGGCCUCAGGAGCUGCAGGGACCUGGAGGGAGGGUCUAGGUGAGGCCCGGGGUGGCAGGUUUGGGGGUGUGGCAGCUUGUUGGUGAUUUUUGUUUCUGGACUUCCUGUGCAGGUCCAGCCACCCCACCGCUAGAUAAAGGAUUUGGAAAACCCAUUGUCAGUUCUACAUCUGCCCCCGCCAGUCCCUCCUCAGCCCUUCCUUCUGCCCAUGUCCCUCCAAAGCUGAAGAAGGUCAUUUUGGGGCAUCCUUGUUUUUCACUCAAAUGUAGGGAGGAGGAUACCAAUUAAAAGUUUAUAGUAUCAACACGC
Molecule: messenger RNA, 3784 nt
Organism: Hipposideros armiger (great roundleaf bat)
Lineage: Eukaryota; Metazoa; Chordata; Mammalia; Chiroptera; Hipposideridae
Gene: WFIKKN2
Product: WAP, follistatin/kazal, immunoglobulin, kunitz and netrin domain containing 2
Exons: 2
Coding region: 803-2368 (521 amino acids)
Biological process (GO): transforming growth factor beta receptor signaling pathway
Cellular component (GO): extracellular region
Molecular function (GO): receptor antagonist activity; transforming growth factor beta binding; serine-type endopeptidase inhibitor activity
Source: RefSeq, a predicted model, not a curated record